Drosophila kikkawai is the source of this 801-nucleotide messenger RNA. RefSeq names its product procathepsin L-like. Lineage: Eukaryota; Metazoa; Arthropoda; Insecta; Diptera; Drosophilidae. Gene Ontology annotation, molecular function: cysteine-type endopeptidase activity. The record is from RefSeq and is a predicted model, not a curated record. Gene Ontology annotation, cellular component: lysosome.
AUGAUGAACUAUUUUCGGACUCUCAGGCUAAUUUUCCUGCUGCUUCUUGUGGAUUUGCUGGGAUCUGCUGCGAAACUUUUCAAGUCCUACAACCAAAUCCUGGUAGGAAUAGAUUGGCGCAAAUAUGGUUACGUUGCACCUGUCCAAAAUCAAAACAACGGUUGUCAAUCCAGCUGGGCCAUGUCGGCUGUAGGAGCUCUGGAGGCUCAUCUGGCUAUCAAGAGCCGCCGCUUGGUGGAACUAUCUGCCCAGCAACUGAUCGACUGCUCACCUGUAACACUGUUGUCUUUUCAUGGUAAAUGUGGAGCCGGAUGGCCGGCUGUUGCCUUUAAUUAUACCAGUCAUCAUGGAAUCGCUUCCAAGAAAUCAUACCCGUAUCGAGGUCGAAAGUCAUCUUGCAGCUACGAUCUUAGUACCAGUGUCGGCAGGAACAAGGGUUACGUAACACUGAAAGGUGCUAAUGAGAAGAAGCUGGCCGAGAUUGUCUACAACAUUGGGCCAGUGGUUGUUUCCAUUGAUGGCAGCCACAAAUCCUUUAUGCAAUAUACAGGAGGAAUCUACAAGGAACCCUUAUGCAUCUCAGACAUAGAAUACCUGGAAGCAUCCGUUCUGGUGGUUGGUUUCGGCCGGGAUCCCUGGCUCGGAGACUAUUGGAUCAUCAAGAACUCGUUUGGGAGAAGCUGGGGCGAGAAUGGCUACAUGAGGCUGGCUCGAAAUGCCGGAAACAUGUGCGGUGUGGCGACCGUAAUUCAAUAUCCCAAAUAAAUAUUAUUCAAAUCAAAUACUUUAGUAAAAUAUAAA